Molecule: messenger RNA, 1939 nt
Organism: Arachis duranensis
Lineage: Eukaryota; Viridiplantae; Streptophyta; Magnoliopsida; Fabales; Fabaceae
Product: pentatricopeptide repeat-containing protein At4g15720
Exons: 1
Coding region: 90-1910 (606 amino acids)
Biological process (GO): RNA modification
Molecular function (GO): zinc ion binding; RNA binding; protein binding
Source: RefSeq, a predicted model, not a curated record
AGCAAUAGUAGAUGGUUUGCGCAAUUACCAGAAUGUCCUCGCCUUAAAUUUAGAGUUUAGCCUAUAGCUAAGGACAAUAUAAAACAAAGAUGAGGCAGUCGUUGAAGUCCAAUUUGGUAAUAACACACACUGUUUCGCGCCAACACAACUCAUUCUUCCAUUACGAUUCCAAUGCCAAAACCUACUUCAUCGAACAGCUCCAAACUUGCAAGAAUUUAAUCUCUGCAACCACCACCCAUUCCAACGUUGUCAAAAGUGGGUUAUCAAAUGACACUUUUACCACUAACCACCUUAUCAACUGUUACAUCAGGUUCCUCAAAAUUAACCAUGCACAUAAACUGUUCGACGAAAUGCCUCAGCGUAAUGUUGUGUCUUGGACUUCCCUUAUGGCUGGUUAUGUCACCUGUGGUCGACCCAAUACCGCCCUUUGGCUCUUCCAUCAGAUGCAGGGGACAUUGGUUCUUCCAAAUGAAUUCACAUUUGCCACUCUCAUCAAUGCAUGUUCUAUCCUUGCCAGCCUUGACAUGGGAAGAAGAAUUCAUGGUCGUGUUGAGGUUAUGGGCUUUGGGUCCAAUCGUGUUGUUUGUUCUUCCCUCAUUGACAUGUAUGGGAAAUGCAAUCAUGUUGAUGAAGCUCGGAUGGUUUUUGAUUCCAUGUGUGUAAGGAAUGUGGUUUCUUGGACCUCCAUGAUCACCACUUAUGCUCAAAAUGCACAAGGCCAUCAUGCCCUACAAUUGUUUAGGGAGUUCACUCACUUGAGGAUGGAGAAACCAAACCAUUUCAUGUUGUGCAGUGUGAUCAGUGCUUGUGCAAGCUUGGGCAGCCUAGGUUCUGGGAAGGUCACUCAUGGAAUGGUCAUCCGUCUUUGCCACGAUGCAAAUGAUGUAGUUGCUACAGCACUUGUGGACAUGUAUGCCAAAUGUGGUUGUGUUCACUAUUCUGAUAAAGUCUUCAGGAGAAUCCCAAAUCCUUCUGUAAUUCCCUAUACUUCAAUGAUUGUUGGUGCUGCAAAAUAUGGACUUGGAACUUUGUCUCUACAACUUUUUCAGGAAAUGAUUGACAGAAGAAUAAAACCCAAUGAUGUCACUUUUGUUGGAGUCUUACAUGCUUGCAGCCAUUCAGGGCUAAUAGACAAAGGACUUGAGCUCUUCAACUCCAUGAAUGGGAAAUACAGGGUGAUGCCUGAUUCAAAGCAUUAUACAUGCGUUGCAGAUAUGCUAGGUCGAGUAGGUCGUGUUGAGGAAGCCUACCAGUUAGCAAAAUCAGUUCAUGUAGAGCGGGAUGGGUACUCCAUAUUGUGGGGAACACUUCUUUCAGCGAGUAGGCUUCAUGGUAGAGUAGACAUCGCCUUCGAAGCCAGCAGGCGGCUAAUAGAGUCCAAUCAGCAAGUAGCAGGUGCAUAUGUAACAUUGUCCAAUGCAUAUGCAUUGGCAGGGGACUGGGAAAAUGCUCAUCAGUUAAGAUCUGAAAUGAAACAUACUGGAAUUUGCAAGGAACCUGGUAGCAGUUGGAUUGAGAUAAAGAACUCGACUUAUGUGUUCCAUGCUGGGGACGUCUCAAAGUGCUCUCAAGCGAAUGAGAUUCUGAGCUUGCUAAAGGAAUUGAAACAUAGAAUGAAGGAAAGGGGAUAUGUAGGACGAACUACAGGUUUGGUGUUUGUUGAUAUAGAAGAGGAAGCCAAAGAGGAAAUUGUUAGUUUGCACAGUGAGAAACUUGCAUUGGCGUUUGGAUUAAUAAAUAUGCCUAAAGGAGUCACAAUCAGAGUAAUGAAGAACUUGAGAAUGUGCAGGGAUUGUCAUGAGAGCUUCAAGCUGAUUAGUGAUAUUGUAGAGAGAGAUUUUGUUGUGAGAGACGUGAAUAGAUUUCAUCAUUUCAAAAAUGGUUUGUGUACAUGUGGAGAUUUUUGGUAACUAUUCAUUUUAGGCUAUUGGCCAUUGCA